CGGCGCGAGCGCUGCUGCCCGUGCUAGGCGUCGUUGGCGGGGGAAGCAGCCGGAUCCGCCGCAGGAGGAGGAGCAGCAGCAUGGACGGUGCUCUUGCGGCGACCUCUGCCGAUUCCCCGGGUCCGCUGCGGAGGGGCAUGCUGAGUAAUCCUGCCGUCAAUGGGCGAGGACACGGAGACGCCGCAGAUUAACCAUGGCUUCCUUCGCGACCACAACUAUGUGACCGAAGCUGACAUUAUUUCAACUGUUGAAUUCAACCACACAGGGGAGUUGCUGGCAACAGGGGACAAAGGAGGCCGAGUGGUCAUCUUUCAAAGGGAACCAGAGAGUAAAAAUGAUCCAUACGGCCAGGGUGAGUACAAUGUUUACAGCACCUUCCAGAGCCACGAACCGGAGUUUGACUAUCUGAAGAGUUUGGAAAUAGAGGAAAAAAUAAACAAGAUAAAGUGGCUGCCUCAGCAGAAUGCAGGCCAUUCUCUCCUGUCAACAAAUGAUAAAACUAUUAAACUCUGGAAGGUUACUGAACGAGAUAAGAAACCCGAGGGAUACAAUUUAAAAGAUGAAGAGGGAAAGCUAAAAGAUCUUUCUACUGUGACCUCACUUCAGGUACCUGUACUGAAGCCUACGGACUUGAUGGUAGAAGUCAGCCCUAGACGCAUUUUCGCCAAUGGCCACACCUAUCAUGUCAACUCCAUUUCCGUCAACAGUGAUUGUGAAACAUAUAUGUCAGCUGAUGAUUUGAGGAUUAACCUCUGGCAUUUAGCAAUUACAGAUCGAAGUUUUAACAUUGUAGAUAUAAAGCCAGCUAACAUGGAAGACUUGACGGAAGUUAUAACGGCAUCUGAAUUCCAUCCACACCACUGCAAUCUCUUUGUCUACAGCAGCAGCAAAGGCUCUUUGAGACUUUGUGACAUGAGGGCAUCUGCGCUCUGUGACAAACAUUUCAAACUUUUUGAAGAACCAGAAGACCCCGGUAGCCGCUCCUUUUUCUCUGAAAUCAUUUCUUCUGUGUCGGAUGUCAAAUUCAGCCACAGCGGACGAUAUAUGUUAGCAAGGGAUUAUCUCACUGUCAAGGUUUGGGAUCUGAACAUGGAAACAAAGCCUAUAGAAAUAUAUCAGAUCCACGACUAUUUGAGAAGCAAGUUGUGUUCCCUUUAUGAAAAUGACUGCAUCUUUGACAAGUUUGAAUGUGCGUGGAAUGGCUCGGACAGUGUCAUUAUGACAGGGGCCUAUAACAACUUCUUUAGAAUGUUUGAUCGGAAUACCAAGCGCGACGUGACUUUAGAGGCCUCCCGAGAGAGUAGCAAACCCCGGGCAAUCCUGAAACCUCGCCGAGUGUGUGUCGGAGGCAAGAGGAGAAAAGACGACAUCAGCGUUGACAGUCUGGACUUUACUAAGAAGAUCCUGCAUACAGCAUGGCACCCAACAGAGAACAUUAUUGCGAUAGCUGCCACAAACAAUCUGUAUAUUUUUCAAGACAAAAUGAACUCUGGAAUGCACUAGGAUUGAUUCCUACUGUUCUUCUCCACAAACAUUUGGAAAGGUGGGAUAGGUGCGACCAUUGCUUGAGCUGAGGUGCUAAGAAUUUAACCUUUCUUGGAAGUAAACGCCACUGGAUUCAGUGGCGCCUACUUCUCAACGGAGGUCUGUAAAAUCAAGGUAUGACAGAGAUGGAGAUGCCCUUUUAAGUAAUGCACUACUCAUGCCUUCGGGGAACCACCCAGAUAUUUCAAAUCACUGCAACAGUCGCAAAUGUUUCAAAAAUAAAUUCUCUGUUAAGAAGAGUUUACCUCUGACCUAUGCAUCAGUAAUUUUAUGUUAGCUUGUUUUGUAAAGAGUGAUCAUGCUCACAGUGGAAAUGUGGAGGAGUCAAAAGUCAAGUUCAGAUAUCAGAUUGACAGGCUGCACUUUGCUGUCUUAUGGGGGAAAGGGUCAGGAAUUCAUGUUGCUACUGUAAUUUCUUUGCUCCUUAGUGUUGCUUCAAGAAGAAUCAUCAUGGGUGGUGGCCUAAAGAAAAGACUAGCAAGAAUAGCCAGAUGAUGCCUCUCAUCGAGUCCAUUUUCACUGAUUGUAUAAUUAGUGGCAAGUGUGGUCUUCACCAUAACUCGCCGAGCAUGGGUGAGAUUGGUUCAGUACAUAGUCUGAGAGAAUAGAAGGAAUUAGAUGUUUUGGGGAAAGAUGGAUAUGGCUCCGUAGUAAGUCCAUCAAGUCUACAAGUAAUGGUAUGUUUGAUUUCCCUUGGGAGAGCAAGCAAUUCUUGAAGCACAGAAUGCCACAAAUGCCUUAUAUCACAAUUAACAACCUAGGGCACAAGGAGAAAGCUCUUGCUGUAGACCGGAACAGCUAACUGUACAUAUGCAAGAAGAAAGGGGAGUUAUCAAAGAUGAAUGGAAAGAACUCCAGACUCAGUGGAGGCCCAGCAAUAGUUAUAGCAGUCUAAGUCAAAGGUUCCUACCCUAGCUUAAAUACACCAGGCCAAAGGGAAGCACCAUAAAGAGAGUCAGAGAGUAUGAAAAACUAAUGGCAACCCAUCAUUUGUUCAGCCUUUCUGAAGCUAUAUCCUGCAGUCCUUCCUACAUCAGUACAUGUUUUGAGAAGCAGUGGCCAUUUUCCUGCCAGUGUCGUCUUAGAGAGGGCGAAAGGGAGAAACAUACCAAGAGGAAGUUGCGUCAAGUUAACUCUUGUCAUGACCACCUUCCACCUGGAAAUGUAUGUCCUCAUUGUCGAAGACCAGGCAUAUCCAGAAUAGUCUCCACAGUCAUCAACCCACCACCAAGACUCUUCCCUUAGAAGACAACAAUAUUCGGCCAUUAGGGAUUGUCUGCGAUGAUGAUGAACGACUAUUACUCAUUUUAUGAGUUCAUAAUAUAGACAUUAAUUAACACACAGCCUUGAUCUAAACUGCUUAAUUUUGUUCCAUAAAAGGAAAAUAUAAGGGGACAGACCUUGGAAUCUGCAUAAUUGACUGAAUGUAGCAGACUGCAUCACCUAGCCAUCAAAACUGCCACAGUACAAGUAAUUUAAGUAUUUUGGGAUAUUAAACCACUCCUCUGUAUAGUAUGGUUACUGCAUCAUGCAAUUUGAAAACAACAGCAUGUGUGAAGAUUGCGCAUUUCUCAAAACAGUUUGCUUAUUUAUUUAUUUAUUUAUUUAUUUAUUUAACAGGGACUCAAACACUAACAUGGGCUAUGUUACCCUUGAAAUGAGCAUAGGAAGUGAAACAUGGGAGGCUGGAGUAAUGUGUAUGUCAAUGAUCUCCAAAUUUAUUUCUUGCCCUUGGCCAUAAGACCAUGGUUGGUUGAAUUGGAUUUUCGUGGACUCUGUUUGCAUGUAGCUCCUAUCCACUCCCUUUUAGUCCAGACUUUAAAGGAGUGGCUGAGGAAUUGGAUUUGUUUCAGGGAUAAGGUUCAGCAACUUGGAAAGCAGCUUUAAAAUUUGGACUAAAGCCUGCUGCUGAGUUACCACCACUCUUGAGUUGCCACCACAUGCUUCUUCAUUGGCUUCUCAGCCAUUAAUUUUGGAUUACUUUCAACUGAUCUUUCAGGGAAAAGAAAAGUUGUAGAAUCCUAGAAUUAUAGAAUUUGAAGAGAUCACAAGGGCCAUCCAGUCCAACCCCUGCCAUGCAGAAAAAGCACAAUCAAAGCAUUCCCAACAGAUGGCCUUCAGCUGCUGCUUUAAAACCUCCCAAGUAGGAGCCUCCACCACACUCUGUGGCAGCAUGUUCCACUGAUAAACAGCUCUUAACACCAGGAAGUUCUUCUUAUGGUUUAGGGAUAAUCUCUUUUCCUGCCAUUUGAAUUCAUUGCUCCACAUCCUAGUCUCUAGAGCUGAAAACAAGCUUGCCUUCUCCUCAAUUUGACAUACUUUCAAAUAUUUUAAGAUGGGUAUCAUAUCCCUUCUCAGCCUUCUUUUCUCCAAGUUAAACAUACCCAGGUCCCGAAGUAAUUCCUUGUGGAGCUUGGCUUCCAGACCUUUGGCCACUCUUCUCUUGUGGAGCUUGGCUUCCAGACCUUUGGCCACCCUUCUUUGGACACCCUCCAGCUUGCCAAUAUCCUUGAAUUGUUUUGAACUGGAAAGAGUGUUCCAAGCAGAACUAGAGUGAGUAUUACUUCCCUCAAUCUAGGCAUUAUUCUCUUAUUGAUGACACCUAGAAUCACAUUGGAUUUUUAAGCUGCUGCAUCACACUUUUGACACACAUUCAGCAUGUCUACUCAGACUUCUAGUGUCCUUUCACAUGUAGUCACCCAUUCUAUAUCUGUGCAUUUCAUUUGUAUUGUCUAAACGAAGUACCAUACAUUUCUCCCUAUUGAAACAAAUUUUGACCCAGUUCUCUAAUCUGUUAAGGUUAUUUUGGAUUCUGAUCCUGUCCUCUGGGGUAUAGCUAUCCUUCCCAAUUUGGUGUCAUCUGCACAUUCGAUAAGGAUGUCUCAUAUUCUAUCAUCCAAGUGAAAUAUGUUGAAUAGCACAGGGUCCAGAAACCUGUGGCAUCCCAUUGGUCACUUCUCCAUUGGUAAGCACCUUUUGUGUUCAGCCAGUGAAACAAUUCCCAAUCCACCAGACAGUAGCAAUGUCUGGUCCACAUUUCACUAACUUCUUUGUGGGAAUCUCGAGGAGGAUGUUGUCAAAGGCGUUACUGAAAUCAAGAUAUUUUACAUCCACAGCAUUCCCUUCAUCUACCAAGCUUGUAACUUUAUCAAAAAAGAAGAGAGAGAGAGAAAAUUCAUUUGCCAUGGACUUGGUUUUGAGAAACCCGUGUUGACUUUUUGUGAGUUUGGCAUUCCUCAUAAAGAAAUGCAUAGGCUUGAUUUGGAGUUGAGAAAUAGGAAGGAAAGUCUAAUACUAUUCCAAGGUAGGGUGACAUAGGAAGCUGUGCCACCAUAUGAAAUUAAUGACACCUGCCCCAUCCUUUUCUUAACUGACAAUGGAUAUUUUUGCGUAGAAGCAUAACGCAUGUGCAUCACUUCCAAUAAUCUACAUCAAAGUAGAAAAUGCAUAUAAUAAUUUUAAGUGGAAAGAAAGAAUGUUUCCAGUUAUGGUAUGCCCUUCAAGGUGGGUAGUAUUUAUGUAUAUUGUAUUCUAAUGCAAUCUGUUCUUCUUGUACAAAAAUCUUAUGAAUGCAAAAUACCGUGUAGCCAAAUUACAUUUUAAAUUUUAAUUCAUUAAUCAAAGCAGUUCAAAAAUGCUGAAGGCAUUCAAGUAUUUGCAGCUGCAAAGACAGAUCUGUGCUGAGGGAUUCGUGGUAACUUCAGACAGUAACACUGAUUUUAUUUUGAAAAUGACUUCCAUCUCUCAUCAGUUAUAUUUAACUCUUGAAUAUGGAACUGGUUUAUAUGGAGACUUUGAAAAAAAUUACAGAGAGACAGAGAGUUCCUCUGCAAAGUGUGCAAGCCCCAGACAUUUAGGAAAUAAAUGUUUGCAUAAAUACAGAAUGGGCCUCAUUCAGAUAAAGCUACAGUUAAAAAAAAAAGGAGGAACUAAAAUGGGAGAGUGAUAUAUUUAGGCCUCUGGUACCACCAUUACAAUCCCAUUUCCUGGUUCUGUGAAUGUAAAAAAAAGAAAUGUAUUUCUCAUGAAUCCAAGAAAGCAAUUUAUUUCCCCCUUUUGGUUCUGGGCUUUCAGUGGUAGAGAAUGGUAAACUUGAUAAAUAUGUUUAUUUAGAAGGCUUCGUGGCUGUAUUUUUGUGCUAAAAAUUAUGCUGACAAUUGCUUGAACAUAUUUAUAAAUAUGUUGAUACCGGCUUUUUAAAUAAAACUUUCUUUUUAAAAAA
This is a messenger RNA of Anolis sagrei ordinatus, 5767 nucleotides long. It is a transcript of the gene PPP2R2C, whose product is annotated as protein phosphatase 2 regulatory subunit Bgamma. Gene Ontology annotation, cellular component: cytosol; protein phosphatase type 2A complex. The record is from RefSeq and is a predicted model, not a curated record. Gene Ontology annotation, molecular function: protein phosphatase regulator activity; protein binding. Lineage: Eukaryota; Metazoa; Chordata; Lepidosauria; Squamata; Anolidae.